Messenger RNA from Caenorhabditis briggsae, 3429 nucleotides. Bases 1 to 3429 code for a protein of 1142 amino acids. Lineage: Eukaryota; Metazoa; Nematoda; Chromadorea; Rhabditida; Rhabditidae. The record is from RefSeq and is a predicted model, not a curated record. The transcript is spliced from 9 exons.
AUGAGUUCUGCUGACCAUCUUGGAAAUCUAUUUAGUUUCAAUAAACAGAGUGACGAAGAAGAUAGCUUCGACGAUCCCGUUCCCGGAUUGAAACCACCCGAAGAAGAGGACAACGAAAGUUUGGAGGACGAUAGUGACGAAGUCAUUACCCAACAGCCACUGCGUGAUCUGGAUUUGGCAGAAGAGGAUUUCAAUUUGCUCACUAUUGAAAACGUCCCACUGAAUGUUUUAAAACUACGCAUCGGUCGUGUCAUAGCAGAAGUAUUGUAUCGAGGUGAACCUGCAGCAAUGGCGCUGUUUGAUGUGGCCAACAAAAUAGUUUUCCAGUCGACAAUGAUGGAUGCAAAACGAAACGCAGUAAUCGAAACUAUCAUUUGCGGCCUGACUCGGAUGAUUUUUGACAAUCGAGAGAGGGCUGAAAGAGUUGAUCAAGCUGAGAACGUUCUGAUGUUGUUCGUAGCAAAACUAUCGAUCAAAAAUAAGUCUAUAAAGUGUAGCGAUCUUUUCUUCCAACUGAUUCUUCUAAUCGAUCGCCUGUUCUUACACGUUGAUUCGAACGUCCGGUCUCGAGUCAACCUUCUCAUCGCGUAUUUAGUAGAAGAGGCGAAUCGCUAUUCUGAAAUUAUGAGAGAACAUGGUGAUAAUGUUUUCUUGUUCACGGAUGAGAAUCCCACUGAGGAAGAGGAGAUGAUUCCGAAUGGCGUGAGAAAAAGGUGGGUGAUGAAGUUGGCCAAAAGUUUGCUGGACAAGUCACCUCAAGUUAGAUGUAAAGCAGUUGUUGCGUUAUCGCUUUGGGACCACGACAUUGUGAUCAAAUCCACAAACGGUGAAGAGUUAACAGUCAAUGAUUUGAUUUGGAAGAGUGUCCACGAUGUUGACGAAAGUGUUCGAAUAAGUGCAGCUCGUCGAGUUCAUAUUGUCGACGAAAAAGAGAUUAACAAGUGCAUCGAUUACGUUGAGAGAAGCAAAGAUACUCGUGUUCGGCAGGAAAUCAUUAACAGACUCGCAUCUGAUGUUCAUCUGUUUUCCUAUUCUGAUGAGCAGAGAUACCGUCUUGUAAACCUUCUGAACGACAGUGACAACGCACGGGUACAAGACGUUAUUCAUCAGCGCCUUGUGGAAUCCUGGAUGAAAGUUGCUGGAGAGGAGAUCAUCAGUCCGUCGGUUUUCCCUCCAUCGCAACCAAAUCAUGAGAUUCCCAACGAGUUUCCCAGUAUAAUUCUGCAGUAUCUUGAUCCAUUCGUCGACCCUGAUGCUGUCUAUAUUUUUUUGAAGUUUGCGAUUAUCCGAUUUACCAAUAAAGUUUCUGGAAAAGCGUCGGAUCACAUUGAUGUAGAGGAGUUUAUGAAAGCUUGUCUCAAAAUUCCUAGCGAAGACAGUGAAUGCAUUGGAUUGAUGCGUAGAACGACAUUCAGGCUUGUUUCCGAAGACACGGAGAAUUCGAUCGAGGAGCUUAAUAUAACUUUUUUGAGAAUAUUCGUUACUCGAUGUUGUUUAGAUGUCGUUUUCGAUUCAGUCAAAGGGAGGCUUGAUGCGGAGCAUUUGCGAAAUCGUGCUCUUAUGUUUUUUCUUCCCGAUGUCACAACAUUUGUUGAAGAGCUAAGGCAUCUCUGCUUCACUCAUUUCAAAGAAGAUGCUGAUGACAGAAGAGAGUUGUUGCUAUACAAUAUCAUCCACCUCAUAAACAAAUCUGUGAAAUAUGGAAACGUGUCAGAUGAUAGGAUAACCUACAAAAAUGUGUUGAUGGAGUUAUUAGCAUCACCUACUCUCCAGUUUUCGAAUCCAUCAGUUUCAACGAUGGUAACAACUUGUAUUGACCUGUGCAAAAACGGCGAAGAAACGGAAGAUAUAUGUAACUGGUUCUGUGAAACUGCCAGUCAAUUGAUGAUGUAUGAAUCGGAACAAUUCGAUAGAGAGAAUCCGAAAUUGGAAACUGCAAUGGAGAAUGACACUGUUCUUGAUAGGAUGUAUUUGAGAGGUGCAACGAUGUUGCUUGCAACAUGCAAACAUGAAGAAAUUGAAACUCCAACUUCCUCAAUGACCUCUCUUUUCAAAAGUAUUAUCCCGGCUCUUCUCGGAAACGAAAACAAAGGAAUCCAAAAAAUUGGUCUAGAACUCAUCGGAUAUGCAACUUCCAUCGAUUUUGUUAACUGUGAGCCCUACAUCAAGCUCACCCAAUUGUUGAUCCACAGAGAUGAUGAAGUUCUCAAGUCAACUGGACUCCACACCUUAGCUAGAGUUAUCAAACGGCACGGAUUCCCAAAAACAGCCCAAGCCAUUUUUCAAGAGCAACAUCAGAGUGAGGAAGAAUGUCAGAAUGAAUUGGCGAAAUUGUUCGAAACAUCAUUGGUCACACUUCGAGGGAUGGUUCUUGUUCAAACGGUUCAAGAUUAUCUGAGUAUGCUAUCAUAUGGACGAUUCGCUUGGCCGAAGCUCCACUGUGCACUUCUUCUGAUAAUUUUCCAAAACAGAAAUUCGGAUUUACCUCUUGUGAAGAUAUUCAAAUCAUACUGCAAAAAAGCAAUCAGAAGUGAUUUCACAAGGUCAGUUGUGCGGCAACUUGUGUCAUACUUAAAAAUUUCUAAUUCCAGAAUGAACCUUAUGCUUGGAUUCGUUAGAUCAAUUGAUAUCAUUUCUAAGUCGAGCGAGCACGAUGCCAACUUGAAUAUCAUGGAAAUGACCGAGCAAGUAUGUGAAGCGAUCAGUUGUGUACCGACAAUAGGAGAUGAAAACGAUGAACUCCUAAAACAAAACGAAAAGAAGGAGAAGCAUUUAGAGGUCGAACUAGCUAACAAGAUGGUCAGUAGAGCAGUGGCAUUCCCAUCUGCUUGGUUCAUCCGUCAUGUGUUCACUGCUAUGUCAACAUCGUUGCGUCUAGAAGGUGUUCCGAUGGAUAAAUUAGACGACCUACACAAUCGUCUCGUUGAUUCAUAUACGGUAAUGGGAAGAUGCAAAUAUCAGGGGUUUGCAAAAGUAAUGCGCGAAGUUCGUUUCAACUCGGGAAAAACCACCCAAAUCGCAUUUAAGAGAUUUUUGACACAAUGUGAAAAAGUUAUAUCAUUGCAUGAGAGUAUGAAAGCACUGAAAUCGGGUAUUGCUUUGAAGAAAGUCAAAACAGAACCUAUCGAUGGUUCUUCUGUAGUUGGAUCUUCUUCAUCAUCAUCAGUAGGAAAGAGAAAGAAGGAAAAGAAGCAUGCGUGGGAUGAGGAUGAACUUAAAGAGGACCCAGAUGAUAGUUUUGAAGUGAGAGUUUCUCUCUAUUCACUUCUAAAAAUUUCCAAUUUUCAGUACUUUCCAAAAUCGACUCGAACGAGAAAAAGGCAGAUCACUUCGAACGAGACCGUUCUUUUCAAAAAAACCAAAAUGUUGUCUGAUGAAGAAGGAGAAGAAAAAGAGGCUAUACAUAUUGAUGAUUCGUUCGAACUCUAG